This is a messenger RNA of Diprion similis, 3435 nucleotides long. RefSeq names its product atrial natriuretic peptide receptor 1. The transcript has 15 exons. Gene Ontology annotation, cellular component: membrane. Gene Ontology annotation, molecular function: guanylate cyclase activity; peptide receptor activity; ATP binding. Gene Ontology annotation, biological process: protein phosphorylation; cGMP biosynthetic process; receptor guanylyl cyclase signaling pathway. Lineage: Eukaryota; Metazoa; Arthropoda; Insecta; Hymenoptera; Diprionidae. The record is from RefSeq and is a predicted model, not a curated record. Bases 34 to 2907 code for a protein of 957 amino acids.
AAGGACAAAAGCAAGUAUCCAACACUGACUAGAAUGUCCUACUGUCAGUGCCGUCUUCGGCUGGUAUUUUCGAGUAUUUUCAAAGAGUUUGGCUGGUCACACGUGGCACUAAUUCUAGACAGAUCUGACUUGUUCUCCCUGACAGUUGGUAAAAAUUUGGAAUACGGAUUACGCAAGGAGGGCCUACUCAAGUUCGUCAGGGAACUUGACGGCAACUCGGACGAAGAACCUUACCACUUGUACUUGAGAGAUGCUAGCAUGUAUGCGAGAGUCGUCAUUCUAACCGUCCGGGGAACUUUGGUCAGAAGAUUCAUGCUAGCAGCACAUAAUCUCGGAAUGACAAAGGGCGACUGGGUUUUCCUUGAUGUUGAAAUAUUCCAGGGUUCGUACUGGGGUGAUCACGACUGGGAAGUCGGCGACAAGGAUGAUUCUGUCGCCAGGACGGCCUACGAAGCACUCCUGAGGGUCUCGCUUCUCCAACCAACGAGUCCCAGGUUCCAAGACUUCGCUGACAAUGUCAGACAACGGGCUCAGACCGACUACAACUACACGUUUUCCGAGGGAGAAGAGGUUAACUUCUUCAUCGGGGCCUUCUAUGACGGCGUUUACCUCCUCGGAAUGGCUCUGAACGAGACUCUGGCCGAGGGUGGCGACAUUCGAGAUGGCAUCGCGAUCACCAGACGGAUGUGGGAUCGCGAUUUUCUCGGAAUCACUGGGCACGUAAGGAUCGACGACAACGGCGACAGGGACGCGGACUACAGUAUCCUGGAUUUAGACCCCAUUAACGGAAGGUUUGAAGUGGUCGCUCAUUACUUGGGUCUGAAUCGAGAGUACAGCCCGGUGUCAGGAAAGAGGAUCCACUGGCCUGGAGGCAGGGAAGGACCCCCUGCCGAUGUCCCGGAAUGUGGUUUCCUGGGUAAUGAUCCAAUAUGUUCGAGCAGAACGGAAGCGUACACUUUCGUCGCCUACUCGAGUAUAGCCUUGACCGUAUUCCUGGUGGCCAUAGCGUCGGCAUCCUGUGUUCUCUAUAGACAUCUCCGGUUAUCAGCCGACUUGCACAAUAUGUCUUGGCGUAUCAGACCCGAAGAGCUUCUUCUCGAGGUUGGGAAGCCUUUUUCUUCGAAGAUGAACCUUCAUCAGGCAAUGUCCGAUAUUAACAAUUACGGGCUUGAAAAAAUGCGACGUGGCUCCGCCAUGAGCUGUGGGUCUCUACCCCCUUCGACGGUCUUCACUACGAUUGGUAUUUACAAGGGUGAACGUGUCGCCAUCAAGAAAAUUACCAAGAAGAAGGUGGUCGACGUUACGAAUAAGCUUUUGUGGGAAAUUAAGCAAGUCAGGGAUGUCACUUCGGAAAAUACGGUCAGGUUCAUCGGUGCCUGUCUCUGUUCUCCUUCGCCAACAGUCUUGAUCCUGACCGAGUAUUGUCCGAGGGGUUCGCUGAAGGACGUUUUGGAAAACGAGGCGAUUCAAUUGGACUGGAAUUUUCGAAUGUCACUGAUCCACGAUAUCGUCAAGGGAAUGGCCUAUCUUCACGCGAGCGAGGUAUCUGCCCACGGAAAGCUCCGAUCGUGCAAUUGCCUAAUAGACGGUCGUUUCGUUCUCAAGAUUUCCGACUUCGGCCUCAAGACGCUGACCACCCCCUGGGAUCUCGUCAUGGAUGAUAAUUACUACACGAAACUGCUCUGGAUUGCCCCAGAGCUUGUUCCUCUUACGGUGACCCCUGGCAGUGCGGCGACCCAGAAGGGUGAUGUUUAUAGCUUCGCCGUAAUCCUCGAGGAAAUAGUCGUCCGCGGAGGACCUUAUGAGGUGGCGAGGACCUACAUGACACCACAGGAGAUCGUGAACCGAGUAUCCACACCGGAAGACCCACCCUUCAGGCCGGAAGUAACCCCGCGGGAUUGCCCCGCUGACAUUUUACUUUUGAUGGAAAAAUGCUGGACCGAAAUACCGGAGGAACGUCCUACGUUUCACACGAUUCGCGGGACGAUUAGAGGGAUUAUGAAAGGCUACUGUGAAAAUUUAAUGGACGAUCUGUUGAGACGCAUGGAGCAGUACGCGAACAAUCUCGAGGCUUUGGUCGAAGAGAAGACUGAACAACUCAGUCUGGAGAAACGGCGAAGUGAGGAACUGUUGUACCAAGUUCUUCCAAGGCAAGUGGCUGGACAGCUGAUGACGGGAGAGUUGGUGCAGCCAGAACAAUUCGAGUGUGUGACGAUAUACUUCAGUGACAUAGUCGGGUUCACGGCACUCUGCGCUCAGAGCACACCCAUGGAAGUGGUCGAUUUCCUGAACGAUCUCUACAGCACGUUUGACCGUAUAAUCGGUUUCUACGACGUUUACAAGGUCGAAACAAUCGGGGACGCUUACAUGGUCGUGUCGGGACUUCCUGAGCGGAACGGAGACGAGCAUGCGAGAGAGAUCGGGUUGAUGGCACUGGCGAUUCUGGACGCGGUGAAGUCCUUCACGAUUCUUCACAAGCCUGAAGAGCAGCUGAGUGUGAGGAUCGGAGCACAUAGUGGUCCAGUUUGCGCUGGUGUAGUUGGUCAGAAGAUGCCGCAUUACUGCCUCUUCGGUGACACGGUGAACACAGCCUCGAGGAUGGAGUCUUCGGGACUGCCUCUGCGAAUCCACGUCUCCGAGGCGACGAAGAAAAUUUUGGACAAGUACGGAACAUUCGACCUUGAGCUUCGCGGCGAGGUUGAGCUUAAGGGUAAAGGUCGCGUAACUUCCUACUGGCUACAGGGGUGUUCCGAACCCGAUCCUAGGCCACCGACACCGAAGCAUCGACGGUACAGCAGCAGCCCGUUGGAGAACAACACUGCUCUAAAUCCCUUGAUAUUCCCACCAAACAAUAACGUUGGACCAAGGACGAACAACAACACCUUCAUCAAUUUAUCCGAGCUGUAACGAUCGAGUGACUUAAGGACGACGAUCCUAAACGAUGGUUGGCCGGAAAGUUCGCACAGUUGAGGAGUUUGAGAGUAGAUCGACUUCGGCUUGGCAUUGAUAUUAUGUGUUAUGGGUGUACUUCGGUUACAAUUUUAGUUCUCCAAGUUUUGCUGUUAUCAAGAUAUUAUCACGGAGAAAAUGGUAGUGAUCGCUAUAAUAGUGAUAAUUCGGGCGAGAGUUGUUAAAUCAGCCCAAUUAAUAUCGCGCGCGAUUGACGGUAUUUUAGACCCCAUUUAUCUGUAAGCUCCAGCAAAGGCUCCGGCUUUGUAUCUGUCGUGACCAAAUUUGUCAAAUAUCUAUAUACCGAUACUUGUUACUUGAGUGUCGGCGUUUUAAAGCCAAUUAUUUAUUACUAGAUAAUCUUCUUGUGUCUUGAAAAGAUCUGUAUAGAAGAAAGAUUUUACUUCCAUGAUAACCAAGACAAAGGAAGAAAGAAAUUGCUUAUCGUGCAAAUUAUACACGAUGACUAGGUGGUGGAUUUACAUG